Messenger RNA from Platichthys flesus (European flounder), 1710 nucleotides. It is a transcript of the gene tube1, whose product is annotated as tubulin, epsilon 1. Lineage: Eukaryota; Metazoa; Chordata; Actinopteri; Pleuronectiformes; Pleuronectidae. Gene Ontology annotation, molecular function: GTP binding; structural constituent of cytoskeleton. The transcript is spliced from 13 exons. The record is from RefSeq and is a predicted model, not a curated record. Gene Ontology annotation, cellular component: cytoplasm; microtubule. Gene Ontology annotation, biological process: microtubule cytoskeleton organization; mitotic cell cycle. Bases 153 to 1568 code for a protein of 471 amino acids.
CGUCAUCAGCAGCCGACCAAACACAGCUGAGGCGCGCGUUUAAAGAAACAUUCAAAAGGUUUUGUCAACCUUCGUGACGGGCGGUUCUGGAUAAAUGUGAACAUGAAGUAUUGAGGCGUGAAGGUGUGUGGCCGUGUGUGUGCGCUGCUGCCAUGACACAGUCAAUCGUUGUCCAGGUUGGACAGUGCGGGAACCAGGUUGGCUGCAGGUUCUGGGAUCUAGCUCUGCGAGAACAUGCUCACGUCAACAAGAUGGGAGAGUACGAUGAGGCUCUCGGUAGCUUUUUCCGGAAUGUGGACUCAAGAAAUAGAGCCUGUGGUGUCGGCGGGAGAAUCCAGCAUCUUAAGGCUAGAGCGGUGCUGGUGGACAUGGAGGAGGGUGUGGUCAAUGAGAUCCUGCAAGGCCCACUGGGAGAAGUGUUCGACAGCACUCAGCUCCUCACAGACGUGUCAGGUUCAGGCAACAACUGGGCGGUUGGACACAUGACAUACGGCUCAUGCUACAGGGAGCAGAUAGUGGAUACACUGCGAAAGGCAGCAGAGCACUGUGACUGUCUGCAGUGCUUUUUUCUCAUCCACUCUAUGGGAGGAGGUACUGGUUCGGGCUUGGGGACCAGAGUGCUGAGCCUGCUGGAAGAGGAAUUCCCAGAGGUGUGUCGAAUUGUUACCUCAGUCUAUCCAUCUGCUGAGGAUGACGUCAUCACCUCCCCUUACAACAGUGUCCUGGCCAUGAAAGAGCUGACAGAGCACGCUGACUGUGUCAUUCCAGUGGAAAACCAGUCAUUGGUUGACAUUGUGAGUAAGAUUAAACACAUGUCUGACGGUGGAAUACCGGGGCGGGUGAUCAAGAGAGACAGCACCAUCAUCUCUGGAGAGAGCGGCCUCAGCGGAGCAGAGAAGCCCUUCGAUGCCAUGAAUAACAUUGUGGCUAACCUGUUGCUCAAUAUUACCAGCUCAGCCCGUUUUGAGGGUUCUCUCAACAUGGACCUGAACGAGAUAGCCAUGAACCUGGUGCCUUUCCCUCGUUUACACUACCUGGUGCCGAGCCUCACCCCUCUGUACACGCUGGCUGACGUCAGUAUCCCCACCAGAAGACUGGAUCAAAUGUUUAGCGACGCCUUCAGUAAAGACCACCAGCUAUUCCGAUGUGAUCCGAAGCACAGCCUGUACCUGGCCUGCGCCCUCAUGGUCAGGGGGAACGUGCAGGUGUCGGACCUCCGCAGAAACAUUGAGAGAUUGAGGCCAUCGCUCCCCUUUGUCUCAUGGAACCAAGAAGGCUGGAAGACAGGCCUGUGUUCAGUGCCUCCUGUGGGUCACUCUCACGCCCUGUUAGCCUUGGCCAACAACACAUGUGUGAAGUCUAGAUUCAUGGAGCUGAGAGAGAGUUUUACCAAGCUCUACAGGAAGAAGGCUCACUUACAUCACUACCUGAAUGUAGAGGGGAUGGAGCAGAGAAGCUUCUCAGAGGCCCUCAACUCUCUCAGCUCCUUGAUUGAAGAGUACGAUCAUCUUGAUGCCACCAAGGGGAAACUCAUGCGUGACGCAGCCAGGCUCAGCAUUGCCAGAUGAAGAUCACCACAGCAGGGCUCAGAGCCUGUGUCUGGCUCCACUAGAGUAACCGAAGCUCAGAAAACAUGUCAUCUGGAUUGUUGCACUUCCUCUGGCACACGCAGGAUGUUAUCCACUGCAUCUUCCACUGUGUGUUGGAGCC